CCAGAAGCAGUAACUGCACGUAGCCUGAGCUGAAUCCAGCAGUUUGUAUGAGAGAGUAAAAGAAGAUUUGUGUGUGAUCGCCAUUGUGCUGUACCACAGUGAAGAGAGAUUUUUCACUUCAAGACACCUUGCAUUAAAGGAUCAUGGUAGACAGUUUAAUAGUUUCUUUGAGACUUCUCAGUUCCCUAGCAGUGCUGGGAUUUCAGUUUGUCAUCCCACAGCCUUCAAUUGAACACAGAAAGGUUCCCCAGAGGAUAGAAGAGCAAAGAGAUGCAUCUGAGGAUAGCAGUGCAGGAAUCCCAGGCAUGUGGGGAAGUUGGGGCCCCUGGUCUGCCUGCUCUCGGAGCUGCAGUGGCGGUGUGAUGGAGCAAACGCGGCCCUGCCUCCCAGCCUAUUACCGUGAAAGGGGCUACCGAAGGCCAGGGCGGCAGUACCCGGCCUCAGAGAGAACUCUUGCUCAUCAGAAUUCCCGCCAUCACGAGGACUCGCUGACUGCUUAUCCUGGCCAUGUAAUUUCUGCCAUCCGUACAUCUGUGCCGCUUCACAGGAAUGAAGAGCAGCUUUGGGCUGGCCUUCGGGCCUCUGCUUCUUCCGGAGGCCGUAAUAACAGCCAUCUGAGCAGAGGAGCAUUGAGAGGCAGCAGGCAUUCUCAGUCCCAGAGGCAGCACACUAAGCCAGAAAAGAGAAGCAGAAACAGAAAUCCUAUUGGUCCAGGAAAGUAUGGAUACGGAAAAGUGCCAUACAUUUUACCUUUACAAACUGAUACUGGUCAGCAGCCUCAGAAGCUUCGGAGGCAGCGACAGUCAUCAAGGAACCACGUAUUUCAUCAGAGUCCAAGUCUCAUGAACACUUACAGCCAGGCAGCUAGUCCUUCACUUCAACAUGGGAAUUUUUAUCAAGAAGAAAGUGGGCCUCAGGCUGGACAUCAAGUCCUGGGACCCUCAGUUUAUCAGUCAUCUUCAUUUCCUGUAUCUCAAAGCCUGUUUCACAGCAGCGACUCAAACCAUCAUGGGUCUGCAUCACAUCAGGCAGUCCAGGGUCAGCCCCAGCCUCAAAGGGCUGCAGCAAUUGUGUGCAUUGGCACCUACAAGCAAUAUAAACUCUGCAACACAAACAUGUGUCCUGAAAGCAGCAGAAAUAUUAGAGAGGUCCAAUGUGCAUCAUACAAUAACAAGCCAUUUAUGGGUCGAUUUUAUGAAUGGGAACCUUUUGCAGAAGUGAAGGGCAGUCAGAAGUGUGAGCUGAAUUGCCGUGCGAUAGGCUACCGAUUCUAUGUGAGACAAGCUGAAAAGGUGAUAGAUGGGACACCCUGUGACCAAAACGGAACUUCAAUCUGUGUGGCAGGGCAGUGCAAGAGCAUUGGCUGUGAUGACUAUCUGGGUUCAGACAAGGUGAUUGACAAGUGUGGAAUAUGUGGAGGGGACAACACUGCUUGCAAGGUUGUGUCUGGAGUUUUCAAACACACGCUAACAAAUCUUGGCUACCACAAGAUAGUGGAAAUUCCUGAAGGAGCUACUAAAAUCAACAUUACUGAGAUGUCAAAGAGCAACAACUAUUUGGCGUUGCGGAGUCGAUCAGGACGGUCCAUCAUCAAUGGAAACUGGGCAAUUGAUCGACCUGGGAGAUACGAAGGUGGUGGGACAAUGUUCACUUAUAAACGCCCAAAUGAAAUCUCCAGCACUGCAGGAGAGUCGUUUUUAGCUGAUGGUCCAACAAAUGAAGUCCUUGAUGUCUAUAUGAUACAUCAGCAGCCUAACCCAGGUAUACAUUAUGAGUAUAUCAUUCCAGGAGACAAUGUCAUUAGCCCUCAGUUGCUUGCUCACAGGAGGCCAGGGGAGCCCUUGAAUGGUCAGUUAGGAAUGCCAGAAAGUACAAAUCAAGAGGAUGAGGAUUUGCAUAGGGAGACAGACACUCUCACUGGACAGUCAGCUGGAACUUUUCCAGUUAUUCAGCCAGGAAGAUUUCCUUCUCAUCAGCCAGAAAACCAGGUGCCUGCUGUGCAACCACCAAGACAAAACCGAGAACACAACUGGAAACAGAUUGGAAAAACUGAGUGCACUACUACAUGCGGGAAAGGGUCACAGUACCCAGUUUUCCACUGCGUCAACAGAAUCACUCACGAGGAGGUAUCUGAGAGUUACUGUGACAGCAGCACCAAACCCAUUCCAGAAGAGGAGGCCUGCAACCUCUUCCCGUGUCCAGCUUUCUGGGAUAUAGGGGAGUGGUCUGAGUGCAGCAAAACAUGUGGCCUUGGUAUGCAGCAUCGACAGAUCUUAUGCCGGCAAAUGUAUGCCAAUCGUACCUUGACAGUUCAGCAAUACCGCUGUCAUCACCUGGAGAAACCAGAGACAACCAGCACUUGCCAGCUGAAGAUCUGCAGUGAAUGGCAGAUUAGGACAGAGUGGACCUCAUGUUCAGUGCCUUGUGGAGUGGGGCAGAGGACCCGAGAUGUGAAAUGUGUCAGCAACCUUGGAGACAUUGUUGAUGAUGAGGAAUGUAACAUGAAGCUGCGGCCAAAUGAUAUUGAGAACUGCGACAUGGGUCCCUGUGCUAAGAGCUGGUUCCUUACAGAGUGGAGUGACAGGUGUUCUGCAGAAUGUGGUGACGGAGUCCGUACACGUUCAGUAGUUUGUAUGACGAACCACGUCAGCAGUUUGCCUCUGGAAGGCUGUGGCAAUAACAGACCCUCUGAAACAACUCCCUGUAAUAAUGGACCCUGUGCUGGUAAAGUGGAGUGGUUUGCUGGGGGCUGGACACAGUGCUCUACUGAAUGUGGCAGUGGAACUCAACAGAGAGAAGUCAUUUGUGUUAGGAAAACUGAAGGUAAUUUUGAUGUUUUGAACCCCUAUGAGUGUUCGUAUUUGGAAAAACCUCCCAGCCAGCAGUCCUGCUACCUCAAACCCUGUGGAUCUAAAUGGUUUCAUACAGAAUGGAGCACAUGUUCCAAAUCCUGUGAAGGAGGAUUUCGGGUUCGAGAGGUACGAUGUCUAUCAGAUGACAUGACAGCCAGUACUCAGUGUGAGCCACAGCUUAAACCUGAAGAAAAAGAACCAUGUAACACGCAAGAUUGUAUUCCUGAAAUAGAUGAGAACUGCAAAGAUAAAUACUACAAUUGCAAUGUGGUGGUUCAGGCCCGGCUCUGUGUCUACACCUAUUACAAAACAGCCUGUUGUGCAUCCUGUACACGUGUGGCAAACAGACAGUCAGGGUUUCUAGGACGCAGAUAACAAAUACUCUUCUACUCAAAGUGGCAAUGUCAGUCUUCAGAUGGAGCUUGAACAGCGUUACUGUUUUCACUACAGCAGGUUUUAGCUUCUUAGAGAUGGUUUUUUAUAUUGCUGAGUACAUCAAGACUAUGGUUAAAUCUCACACCCUUUCAGUUACAGUUAUUGUGCAGUUAUCUUUUUUAAUGUUUGUUGUAAAACCAUGAUCUUUUUAAAGCAUUAAUUUUUAAUGAUACUAUUCUUUGCACCUGCUCAUCAGAUAUAAUUAUUUAAAGAACAUACCAGCCUUAGUAUUGUGAAAUUAAUGAAAACUAAAUCAAUCACAGGCAAUUACUGGAGAUAUUUGACCAGUAUGGAUGCAGCUGCCGCAUUAUUUUCUGAGUGCUUACUCUUACUUCGUAUUUUGGACUGCCUUAAAUUAGACGACUAAAUCAAUGAAACAUGCACAUAAGAAAAAUUACUUCACAAAGAACCAGACCCUUGAAGAUCCAUUUAUCAUCAGUUUCUUAGCACGCUAACAUAUAUUUUAAACUACUUCGGUCCAUUCAUAAUAAAUUAGAGUCACUGUUACGCUCUCUCAGUUGUAUUUUUAACUAACUUCCUGUCCUCAGGCAGCAAAUAUAUAUACACUUGACUGCCAGAAAGUGCCUUUAUAUUUAAUUCAUAAACUCUUGAAGUUACACUUUUCUAAUUUUGUAUGGAUUUUAAAAUACAUUACCUACCAGAGUGCCACUAGUGUCUAGCCCUUUAAGUCUUUAACAACUGCAGCUGUCAGUGAGACAGAUUUACCGGAAAGGUGAAGAGCCUUUGCUGGUAUAAAAAAAGUGAUUGUUUCUGUUGGCAAGGUCUCCUUCCUGUAGGGCAGUUAUUUCAGUGAACUGGUAUCUUGCCUAAUGUCUUGCCUCUGCACUAUUGCUUAACAACUACCAUACCAAAGUACUUUGUCCAGACCUAGUCUGGAUAUGUCACCCGUUUCUGAAACAACCACCAAAGGAUGCAGGCCUCUCCGCUUUAUAGUAGUCUGCUACUCCUGGUACCAGGCAGCAGUAUGAGUGUAGUAGCUGAGUAUCUGUAAAAAAGAGAUCUUAGCUGUUGAUAUUCUUCAGGUUUUGAUCAGUUAUUACAACAUACUUGUCUUUUUUUAGUCAAUGUUUCAUCCUGCAGAUCUAUUCAUAUCACUCCUUUUCUACGACUCAAGAAUGGCUCCAGACUUAGAGCUGAAUUUAGGUGGUGAUUUUUCAUUUCUGCAAUUACUGUACUCAGCCUUGGGACUUGCUAAAAGCAAAUAGAAUGUGCUAUGCAGUGCAGAUGAAAGUUUUUGCAUUGUAUGUACAUUCUCUAGCCUUUACCUGAGAGGUCUUUCAAAUCUGUAAAUAAGGCUGAGGGAAAAAAUAAACACCUCUGCUUAUUCAGCUGUUUAUUACAGCAUAUUGCUUGUAAAUUAGUGAUACCCAACUAUGCAUCUAUUUCUAAGGUGCCUGUUGUCUGAGUUGAAAAACAGUUUUAAUAAUCUAUGUUAAGUCACUCCCAGUGAUGUGAUAUAACAGUGAUUAAGGUGUCCUGCUACUGAUGAAGAGCCUUGUUUGAGCCUCGUUGUGUAUUCUUUUCUUCUUGCUGCUUUGGUGGAGAGGAUGUGGAAGAGAGAAUGGGGCACUGGGAGGCAAAGGUUGCUGGGUGUGAUACUAGUCACAUCUGUUUGUGUGCUGGAAGCCACCAGAAGGUGGAACUCCUGUAGUCUAAAAGCUGCCUUGGAUUGAGACAAACCUGAGAUUUUUUGAUUCGGUCACUUGUGAAAAAUAUAUUUUGCACAUGAUGAACUACUACUGUUUGGCUAAGUGAAAUGAGGAAGUGUUUCCCCUAAAAUUUGAAGUUACUCUUUGUGGCUAUAAACCAAAAAUGUCACUGGCUGUUUCUGUACACCUUGAUUUGGGCUUUUUCACUGUAAUUAAUUGAUAUAAAGCUGUUAGAAACAGAAAUGCUAAUUAGAAAACCUUUCAUUUGAGUUCAUUAAUCUUUCACAGGCCUACUCCCUUGUAUUAUGAAGAUUUAUCAAUGAAGAUAACUUAGAGAUUUGUGAUCAUACUAUAUUCCUUAGAUUCUUGACCGAAGAAUGAUAUGGAGAAAGUGCAGCAUAAACAACUCUGGAAUCCAGUAUUUGUAAAUACAGAUUUUCAUCUGGAUAUCUCAUUGCAGCAAAUCUUGACAUACAGUAUAUAAUUUUGCUGUUGUCUCUUUUGUCCCAAGGAAGUGUAUCCUGUCAGCUUGAGGGAAAUACCUGUUCCAUAAAAAGGCUUUCUGAAAACCACAAGGCGAAUGAAAUGCAGAGAGGUAAUCAGGUUUGCAGUCAGUUCAUAGAAAAUAAUCUGCUUGCACACACUUUUGUCUGUGAGACAGUCAGCGACUGAGCACACAGACAGGCGAUACUGGUCUUUUAUAAAAUAUGUUAUUUUACUCUGGAAUACAUGGCCAUUGGGUUAUUUUACAAAGAUGAUCAUCUUGUAGGCUCCAUUAAGCUGCCACUAAAGUAAACAGAGCUCAUGGGAGCUAAAUAUCAAAUAAUAUAUGCAUACACAUAGCAAUAUAACCCUGUAUUACACCUAAGGUAUACAGCUUUGUGAAUGGAAUGCAGUGAGUUAUGGUUAUACAAAUUGUACCUUUUUUUUAGUAAAGGGACAGUUUUCAGAUGUACCAGAUAAAACAAAAAAGAUUGUUUCACCUAAUUAAACAUCUAAUGAUGAGGAAACUGCCAGAAUGUUGCUGAACUUACUCAUUUAUCAUCUCUUCUUGUGUGUCAGCAUAAUCAAAAUAGUUGUUCCUGCAAAAUGAACUAAUGAACCCUUCUUUUCAGCACUUUGAUGUACUAGUAUUAUCUACACAAAGAAGUGCUACGCUAAGAUUUCACCGUCACACAAAGUGCACUUUUGAAAUUGCGACUAAAGCAAGUGUUUGUUUUAAUGGAGCAGUGCACCAAUUUAGGAUGAUGCCUGCAGAGGGCCUGAUUUUACUUUCACUGUAAAUCAGAGGUGGCCUUAAUGAAUGCAGUAGACUUACAGCAGGUGUAAAACCAAUAUAAGAAAGAAAUAAUGGAGGCUUCUGAGUUUGAAUGCUUUCUUUUUCUGAUAUUUUAACAUUGUUCAAAAUCCUGCAGAGUGGUGGAAAAAAAAUGUGUCCUUGCCUUAAAGAUUUUCACCUUACACAAUCCAGUAAGACCAGAGUAACUGUAGGAAGACUGCUGUAGAUCGUUGCUUUAAAGAGUCUAAGCAGUCUAACUGCUUAUGGGGUAAAAUCAGCAUACAGCUUUCAUGUCUUGCAGACAUGCAGCUGGCCAAAAUCGGCUCCAUCCAGAGCAGGCUCUGUGUUUCAAAGCACUUUCCUUCUGGAAUUGAGGACUGCUGGUGCAGUUGUUUAUCAAGUUUUCAAGGGUCCAUCAGGGUUUGCUAGCUCCUGCGCAAUGUCAGAUCCAAGCAUAUGUAGGUAGAAUUGCUUGUAUAUAGCAAUUGCAUGCCAAGUUUGAGAGCACUUAUUAGCAGCACUGAAUUCGUGGAGUUCUCUCUUUCUCUCACUAGCUGAGAAAACUGAAGAUGGUGUGGAAGCAUGAGGGUUGCUCCUGUGGGAAUGACCCUGUGUCUGACUUGGGCAGCAAUGAGACAGAGUUAGUAUUUGCUUUAGUGUCUCUGACCUUCAGUCCCCAGGGCUCUGAAUUAGGAAAGGGCUUGUUAGCAGGCAGUCGAGUGCUGGGGAGUGCAAUGCAGGAGACAUGGGUGUUCUUGCAAGCCUGCUAGCCUUGAAGUCCAGCUGUGGUAUAUGCCCACUGACUCAAUGCAGGACUAGCUCAAUAUCCCUGCAAAGGGAACUAGUGUCUUCCUCAUUACACACAUAAUCUAUUUUCCUUUUUUUCCAAUACUUCAGCAAAUGGAGAACUUUCUGUAUCAAUAAAGCAGUGUUUAACGUUAAUGUUGUUGGUUAGAUCCCACUUCUGUGACAAUGUGGUGCAGUUCAGAGUUUGAUCCUUUUAUACAGAAAAAAACCAAUGUGUUGCAGAGCAUGGUAAGUUAAUGACAUGUUAAUGCAAAGACGUAUUUUAGGUUACUUGUUCAUAGACUUGAUAAAAGUGGUCAGCAUAGCCCUGACUCAAGUGAGUACAUGAAACUUGUAGAACAGAAGACCACGUGGGGCAGCAGUAUUGCCAGGACCUUGCUACUUACUUUGCUUAUGUCCGAGUCCUAGAAGGCGCCAGUGGUCACCCCUGAGGGAGGAAGGAGGUAGGUGCUGGAAACAGCUUAUGGCUAGUAAAGGGGAGGUUAUGCCUUCCUGAAGGAAAUACUUUGCUUCCACUCUUUAUAAUCUGUACCACCCUAAGUAGUAAAAUAUGCUUUCCAGGGCUUUGCUUUUCUUCGUCCUCAUUCUGACCUUUCUCCCUUUUACACCCGCAAGUGUUCUCCUCCUCCUAUCUCACCUCCAUCCCUUUGUCCUUUGGGUGACAAUAUUCAGUUUUGCCAGAAUUACUGAAAAUCCUGAACUGGCCAUUUGGUUGAUAAGAAUCGGUGUUAGAAAGACGCCCAGCUAUUUAAGAGAGCUAUAUUCCUGCCAGUCCAGUGAUUUGGGUUUUUUGUGUGUGUGUCCAUGUUGGCUAGUUUUAAAUGCAUAGUAUUAAAGUACCUACUGAAUUAAUUCCUGUGCAAUGAACCUGUGAUUGCACAGCUAUUGAGGUAUGUAGUGGCCCUUCAUUCUCACAUCUAACAUCUAUUGGAUAAAAAAAGAGAAUUAUCCUCUUCACACUCAAAAAGGAAAACCUGUGUGUCUACCUGGUUUUCUUGAGACUUACGCUUAGUGUCUCUGACUUCUUAAGAGCUGUUCUGUGUAUUGGGCAGAUAAUUUAUUACAUGUCUGUAAUUGGAACACCAAACAUGAAAUUUUGAACACUGGAAGUAAACUUCCUUUAUUCCUAAGCUUAACAGAAUAUGUUUGUGGGGGAUACAUUAGCGGUUGUUUAGAAAAUGGAGUAAAAUAAUUAUUUCUGUAUCAGAAAUGAAAAAUCAUCCACUAAGCAUUUUCAUUAUAUUUUAAAGCAAACUUGUCAUCAUUAUAAUAUCUCAAUAGUGUAGGUGAAAUUCAGACCUGGUGAAAGGGAGAAAAUUCUAUUUAAGAGAACUCACACUAGACCUGAACUCAGCUCUUUGCUUCUCAGCUUUUAGCAACCAGAAGUUCUUAAGAAUGUGAGUUCCCAAUCUUCUAUAUCCCCGUUUAGUAGAAUGGGUUAUAGAUAACUACCACUGUAUCUGGAGAGGAGGGGAGCUUAAUUUUGAGAAAUCAUUGACCUUCCAGUGACAGUCUGUCAUUGCUGCUUGCCCUGAACUGUUCUGUCCAUGCUGUGUUUGGGUCUCUUGAGACCAGUGGCCUUGGCAGGGGUUGGGUAUGUAUGAGCUUGUGAAGUCCCAUCGUAGUCACUCAGGAUCUAUGUAGAGGAUCAGGAAGGACUGGAGACAAAAAAAAUCGUAACUUUUUUAAUAUGUAUAAAAUUGUCUACUUGACCCUCAUAAUUGAUUUUGGCGGAAGGAUAUACUUUAUUAUAACUUAUUUUGUUGUUAUUUGUAAAUACAAGAUGUCUAUGGGAAAUAUGUAAUUCUGAGCUGUGUCUAUGGAACAAGCCACUGCACCAAAAUAUUUCAAAUAUUUAGAAUAGGCAGAUUUUUUUAUUAAAAGGGACCUAAUAUGUAUUUAUUUACAUAUACCAUUCAAAUUUUGUCCAGCUCUUUCAUUAUACUAACCCAGCUUUUUAGAGAAUUUUAUAGCAGAGGUAUUACAUAUAUAUUUUUGUAUAUAUGUCAUACUGUAAAUCCAUAAUACAAUUUUCUAAACUUUCUGAUUAGCCAGUUCCUUGAGUGAAUUAAAGGGGGAGAGUAUAGGCAAAUUGCUUUCUGACUCGUUCAGGAAUAUGUAUCCCUGGCAAUGCACCUGAACCAGAACUGUACAGCAUCCUUUUCAUAUUGUAUACAUUUUCUCUUUGAUGAAAAAUUGUUAACUAUUUUUGUUUAUGACUAAUUUAUUUUUUAUUAUUGUGAAAAAUAAAGUAAUUCAA
Molecule: messenger RNA, 9303 nt
Organism: Gymnogyps californianus (California condor)
Lineage: Eukaryota; Metazoa; Chordata; Aves; Accipitriformes; Cathartidae
Gene: THSD4
Product: thrombospondin type 1 domain containing 4
Exons: 18
Coding region: 144-3227 (1027 amino acids)
Biological process (GO): extracellular matrix organization
Cellular component (GO): extracellular matrix
Molecular function (GO): metalloendopeptidase activity
Source: RefSeq, a predicted model, not a curated record